UUUAAAAGAGCAGGUGUCCUUAACAUCCAUCUGCAUCCACUACUUUUACUGGAAGUAGAAUUCAUGUAGUUAAAAGGUCAUGGAUCAGAUAUCAUCUGUGACUUACGGGUGGUGGCAGGACACAAGCUGCAGAGAGGAUGGGUGACCGGCUGUGCAGACAUGGCCAAGUCCAAGAACCACACCACACACAACCAGUCCUGAAAAAGGCACGGAAAUCGUAUCAAGAAACCCCGAUCACAAUGAUACGAAUCUCUUAAGGGGGCGGACUCCAAGUUCCUGAGGAACAUGCGCUUUGCCAAGAAGCACAACAAGAAGGGCCUAAAGAUGAUGCAGGCCAACAAGGCCAAGGCCAUGAGUGCACGUGCCGAGGCCAUCAAGGCCCUCGUAAAGCCCAAGGAGGUUAAGCCCAAGAUCCCACAGGGUGUCAGCCACAAGCUCGACCAACUUGCCUAUGCUGCCCACCCUAAGCUUGGGAAGCAUGCUCAUGCCCACAUUGCCAAGGGGCUUAGGAUCUGCCGGCCAAAGGACAAGGCCAAGGGCAAGGAUCAAACCAAGGCCCAGGCUGCAGCUCCAGCUUCAGUUCCAGCUCAGGCUCCCAAAGGUUCCCAGGCCCUACAAAGGCUUCAGAGUAGAUAUCUCUGUCUGCCAAUGUGAGGACAGAAGG
Molecule: messenger RNA, 664 nt
Organism: Callithrix jacchus (white-tufted-ear marmoset)
Lineage: Eukaryota; Metazoa; Chordata; Mammalia; Primates; Cebidae
Source: RefSeq, a predicted model, not a curated record